Molecule: messenger RNA, 5613 nt
Organism: Hylaeus anthracinus
Lineage: Eukaryota; Metazoa; Arthropoda; Insecta; Hymenoptera; Colletidae
Product: apoptosis-resistant E3 ubiquitin protein ligase 1
Exons: 16
Coding region: 1022-3811 (929 amino acids)
Biological process (GO): positive regulation of protein catabolic process; proteasome-mediated ubiquitin-dependent protein catabolic process; negative regulation of apoptotic process
Molecular function (GO): protein binding; ubiquitin-protein transferase activity
Source: RefSeq, a predicted model, not a curated record
UCGCAUCCAGUCGUCUAGCGUGAGUCCGCGCGAGCGGAUCGUCGGCGUUCGAGUCGCAUCCGGUCUCGAUUAACGGGCGUCGAGGCGCCUCUGGCCGACGGGGACGCGCGGGUACACGGUAUCCCGUGCCAAUAUCAUUUUCGCGAGAUUGUUUGUUUGUCGUGAAACGACGUGAGCAUUAUGCGUGUGCACGCGAUCCACGAGACAAACGGGCCAGAGCCCGCGAACGGUGAAACCGUAAACGUAAACGUAAACGUAAACGUAAACGUAAACGUAGACGUAAACGUAAACGAGACGCUCGAGCGUCCGCGGAGCCUCUGACACGCUCGGCUCGGUCCUUAGUAGACGUGUCGUAUCGUGUAUAGGCUAGGCGUUUUUCGAUUCCUAAAACACACUUUCUCCUUCCUCCCUCUUCACGCCAUUCCCUGGAUCUUCUGUAAUUCGAGCGAGCUUUCCUGGUCCUCCGCCACCUGGAUUUCCAAUUAGUCACCUUCGACCUCCUUUCGAAACCUUCUAAUACUCUCCGUUACCGUAACCGCGUACAAGAAAUCGUAGAGAUCGUCGCAAUUGUAUCCUGUAAGCGGUGUUUCUCUGGCCUCGAAGCGACAAGGGUUGAUUUAUCGUUUAAAAUCCGCGAGAGCGAGUUAAAAUCGCGCCUCGAACACCGUCGAGGCGAUUUUUCGUUGCAAAGUUCCAGCUGCCACGAUCCCACGGCGGUCUUCUUCUCAGCUGACGAGACAAAAAGUCGAUGAAAGACGAACCCUUUACAGAUUCCUCGCGAGUUACUCUUUGCCUGAAAUAUUUUGAUCGCGAUCUAUCGGUUACGCGACGUUAGGCGUCCCUUUCAUAAUCUCGUAAAUAUCAAGGUGAAUCGUGUGUACGGGGGUUUAAAUUUCUUGACGUUUGGACGAAAGAUUGAGACGAAAGUGACGAGGGAGCGAUGAACGAGACGGUGAAAAGAAUGUGAAUGGUUGAUUAGACGGUAAAAGUUGACGAACCAGGACACAAACGUGGAGGAAUUAUGCCGGACAAAAAUCGAGGCUGUCGGGAUGGACAACGCGACAAAGAUUUCUUUGCCGACGAGAUAUCGUCCAUUGGCAUGUCGCUGCGGCCCAGCGGUAGCGCUUCUUCCGGCAUCUCUACCCUCGCGAGCUGCGGCGAGGUCGAGGCGUUACCGGAACUGCCAGCGCAGGACGAGGAACGUUUACAACGCGCCGCACGUUUGCUGCAACAGAGGCUCGUUUUACGCCAGUGGCUGAUAGACCAUGGCCUGCACAGCUAUUACCAAAAGCUGAUGCAGAUGGAAGUGAUGUCUCUGGAGGACGUGUACUGGAUGGAGGAUAAUGCGGCACGGGCAGCACUUGGCAAGGAUCUUCAACGAUGGACCCAGGCCAGACAGACGUUGCCCACUUCGAAGGAAGAUUUAGAAACCCUCAAGGCCGAUCUGUGGAGCGCCGUUGUAAAAAACAGCCAGCACCAAGACGCUUGGACAUGGGGUGGAAUGCUGGUAGUUUCCGUGUCGGUGGCAGGGUUAGUGACCCUGGCUGCUAUGACGCAGCCCGCUCUAGCACCAGAAGCAAAACAUUCCCUUCUCCAAUACGUGACUGGAAAGUAUUUACUACCGAGCAAUUGCCGCGUUCACUUUGAAUGGGACGAGCCACAGCUCGUUGGGGAAACAAUGACGUUCACCGUCAAGUUUUAUCAGCGCAACGGCCAGCCCUACCCUAUCUGCGACAAGGACAACUUGAUAAUCGAGGUGACAGAGGGUUCGCGUAGAGUAGCCACCCUGAUUGAAUUGGGUGGAACCGAUCCUCUGGCUGCAAACACCGCGGUGGUCAAGUUCACGGUACGCCACGCUGGACAAUAUCGGAUAGCCGUGCUUAUCGGUUCGUGUCAUGUUCACGGCAGCCCGUUUUUAAAGAACUUCCUUCCUGGUCCCCCGGAUCCGAACAAGACCGUCUUCGUGCGACAGAGCUCCACGGUCGUUUGCACAGCUGGGAUCGCGCACAGCAUGACGAUAGAGCCUAGGGACGAGUACGACAAUCUGUGUGUCUUUGGGCCUGCUGACAAACCCACGGAAGGCUAUCAAGUUAACAUUAAUCAGAUCGGUAGCGCGUCGGAUAAAUCUGCAGUCACCAAUUGUAGCAUACAGCUGGACUACGACUCACCGAAUCAGAGAGUUCGUUUGAAGGUCAGCUUCCCCAAGGGCGGCUGCUACCACGCGACGGUUAGUUUAGCUGGGCUCCAGUUGCACAACGGUGAUUUCGACAUCAUUGUACUCGAGAGUGAUGUUGCGAGAAUGGUACACAGUAACGUGGCCUCGAAGGACCCAGACAUUUGUUACGCUGCGAAAUUGUUGGGUAUGCAGGGCGAAAAGUUCUCGAAGCCGAAGAAAGUUUUCUGCUUCAUUUCGCCUAAGCAGCUUACGAUCAAAGAGUAUCUACUGAGAAUUAUACCCAAAAGACUCGUUACUUUCAGGCUUUGUCCCUCGACCAAGUUCCAUUUUGAUUGUUCGAAUAAUCAGUACGACGGUUACGACUCAUUUUCUAUCGAUGAUGGAUGUCAGCCGCCCGUUGAAUUAAUCUCUCUCUAUCGGGACAUAAUAGCCGCUACAUUUACGUUGUUUCUUUUGAAAAACAUAGGUGGAAGCGAAACAUUCGCAGACAAGCAGGAUUUCUUUUAUCACGAGGUGCGAAAGCAUCAUCAGAAGCAUUACCACGAAAAGCUAUCGAUGAAAGUGCAACGGGACAAACUUCUGGAAUCGUCUAUGAAAACCACGAAAGGAUUUUCUGUGAGCGACUGGUGUAGAAAUUUCGAGAUCACCUUCCAAGGCGAACAAGGUGUCGAUUGGGGGGGCGUGAGACGAGAAUGGUUCGAAUUGAUUUGCGCCUCGUUGUUCGACCCUGGUAACGGGUUGUUUGCGUGUUUCGGAGAAUCACCACAGGCCUUGGUACAUCCUAACAACAAACGGCCUACGCAUCUCAAGUUGAAACAUUACGAGUUUGCGGGUCGCAUAGUCGGCAAAUGCCUUUACGAAUCCGCUCUAGGCGGUUCCUAUCGACAAUUAGUGCGCGCAAGGUUCACCAGAUCCUUCCUUGCCCAAAUCAUCGGCCUCCGAGUGCAUUACAAGUAUUUCGAGCAGGACGACCCCGAUUUGUAUCUGAGCAAAAUAAAAUAUAUUCUUGAGAACGACGUGGAGGAAAUGGAACUGUAUUUUGUCGAGGAGGAGUACGAUAAAGACGGUCAAUUAUUAAAGGUAGCCGAGCUGAUUCCUGGAGGGAGCAAGGUUCGUGUAACCAACGACACGAAAUUACGUUAUUUGGAUGCGCUCGCGCAACACAGGCUCGCCAGUUCCAUCAGGAACGAGGUGGAGCACUUUCUGCGCGGCCUGAACGAGCUCAUUCCUGACAAUCUUUUAGGCAUAUUCGACGAGAACGAACUCGAACUACUGUUGUGUGGAACCGGAGAAUACAGUGUGGCAGAUCUACGCGCCCAUCACAUAGCUAACGGAAGUUCCCCAGAGUUCCUUCGUGUUCUGGACUGGUUUUGGACCGCGGUUAGUAACUUCACUCAGGAGGAAAUGGCCCGAUUACUACAAUUCACCACUGGUUGCUCCCAAUUACCACCCGGUGGAUUUCAACAGCUGAGUCCACGAUUUCAAAUUACAGCUGCACCGACUUUUGCUAACUUGCCUACAGCGCACACUUGCUUCAAUCAACUCUGCUUACCCGAUUACGAGUGUUACGAUCACUUCGAACGAGCAUUACUGCUAGCGAUCAGCGAGGGUACCGAGGGUUUCGGUAUGAUUUAAGAAGAAGAGAUUCAACAUCCAAUCGUUUCUAGUCUUAACCGAUCAUUAUGGUUAUCGAACCGCUAUUUAUUUAUCGAUUUUCGCCCGUCUUAGUAACAUAGUUCAAUCCCCCCUUUCGCGGAAAAAGAAACGACACUCGAUCGCACAUUUUUAUACGCGAACCGCCGUCAUAUUUGAAAAUUAUCCCUUUUGCGUUUCGCUGAGAGACUAUCAAUGAACAAUCCACAAUCCUUCAGGAUACAAACACGACGAUAUAUUGGUAUUUUUACUGGCUCGUGGCGACCUUUUUAUAACAACGAUACGGAAGAGCAAUUUUAACGGAACAUCUGCAUUGCUCAGUUGAUCGUAUCGAAUGUUUGUUGUAGUUUAAAGUAUUGUCAAUUUUAUUACACACGAACGGUAGAGACGAGGGCGUUCCUCGAGCCACGAGAUUCGUGGUUCACUGACGCAGGUCCGUGCAAUUUAUUUCUUUUUUUUUUCUUUUUUUUUUCUUUUUUUUUCUUUUUUUCUUUUUUUGUAGUCGCUAAAUUAGACGAGGAUAGCAUAUUCGUUGUGAAGCUUGGUAACUCUUCACUCGUACAAAGGAAGAAUAAACUAAAUAGGGGUGUAGUCUAAUAGAUUUCCUUUCGUUUAGAAAAAAUCGAAUUCGAAAGUAUUAGUCUUAUUAAACAAUACCUCCAUUUACUUUAUUCCGCGAUGCUCUUGUGAGAGAAUUGUUACAACUCUUCUCAUUCGUACUCGGAAGUAUUCAUGAAUCGUCGCGCUAUGAAGCUAAUACCAGGGAGUAACAUAAAUACUCAAGGAUGUAAUUAAUUACAUACUAAAAGAAAUACUCGUGCAAUAUGUAAUACGAACCAAAAACGAAGGACGAUAGCUUUAGGCUUCUCUGUAGACGUAAUAUCGUUCUCGAGAUUUGUUAAUUAGUGCGUAUACGUAGUGUGAUACUCAAUGAUACCCUGAAUUAACCGGCACUGAGUUGUUUUUCUGUUUUCUCCCUUUAAUUUUUCGUUACAGUUGUCGAGACAGAGUUUCUUCUCGAGUAUCGAGUAUAGUAAAGCAACCCUUAUUCGUUCUCGCAAAUUAACGUUCGCGACGAAGGAUAUAGGUCGACUAGCUACGAGAGAGUUGCUACACACCUAACGAUGCGCUCGAGCACGAAACAAUUUUGUGAUAACAAAUAAACGAAUCUUCCAUUGAAAUUUAAAAUCUUGUGAGAAAGAGAGCCCAUACUGUAACGGCCAAGUAUUACGAGAGGCAUCACACCGCAAGGACAAGGACGACGACGACGACGACGACGACGACGACGACGACGACGACGACAUAUUAUUGACAAACGAAAAUGAAAAAUCAUUAUUUUAUCUGGUACUUAAGUACACAAUAAUGAGAAAUGUGAUCAGACACGUCGUAUUUGUGUCACUCGUACGUGGGUUAUACUUAGAUUUAAUCGUAAAGGUCUAUCCGUAAUGUGUUUUGAGAAAAAUAAUAUACCGUGAGCAUAUCGUUCUCUGUUGCGUAUUCUGUAGUUUGUGUUCGUUUAAUCUAUAUAGAUAUAUGUAGUAUACGGUAGACCUUGUGCAUAACACGCUGUAACCACGAUUCUGUGUGGAUAUGUAUGUGUAUAUAUAUAUAUAUAUACAUAUCUAUCGAUUAUGCAAAUGUAUUUGUUAUUCGCUUUAUAACGUUAACGAAUCGCAAUCGGUGAUUGGAUUAUAUCAUAGGAAUGCUGACGGUACCUUAUUUUUGUCAGUUUAUCAUGUUACGCGACAAAAAAGUGUAAAAUAUAGAUUAAAAAAUGCAAACGA